Molecule: messenger RNA, 2721 nt
Organism: Medicago truncatula (barrel medic)
Lineage: Eukaryota; Viridiplantae; Streptophyta; Magnoliopsida; Fabales; Fabaceae
Product: receptor-like protein 7
Exons: 1
Coding region: 1-2721 (906 amino acids)
Molecular function (GO): protein binding
Source: RefSeq, a predicted model, not a curated record
AUGGUGUUUGUCAGGUCUCUUGUUUUGUUACUAAAAUUUCUUUUACUGCAUUCACUUUUCUGUUUCACAUUUACUACAUGUUUUCCUCAAAUUCAGCCAAAGUGUCAUCAAUAUGAAAGCCAUGCCUUGUUGCAAUUUAAGGAAGGCUUUGUCAUCAACAGGAUUGCCUCUGAUAAGCUUCUUGGUUUUCCUAAAACAGCAUCUUGGAAUUCCAGCACAGAUUGUUGCUCAUGGGAUGGCAUUAAAUGUCAUGAGCACACUGAUCAUGUGAUUCAUAUUGAUCUAAGUAGCAGCCAACUCUACGGUACAAUGGAUGCAAAUAGCAGUCUCUUUCGCCUUGUGCACCUUCGAGUUCUUGAUCUUUCCGACAAUGACUUCAAUUACUCUCAAAUCCCAUCCAAGAUAGGUAAGCUUUCACAACUAAAAUUUCUGAACCUUUCUCGUAGUUUAUUUUCCGGAGAAAUUCCACCACAAGUUUCACAGCUGUCCAAGUUGUUGUCUCUUGAUCUAGGCUUCAUGGCUACAGACAAUCUGAAUCUGCUGCAACUCAAAUUAUCCAGUCUCAAAAGCAUAAUUCAAAACUCAACAAAACUUGAGACCCUUUUUCUUAGUUAUGUAACAAUUUCAUCUACUUUACCAGAUACACUCGCAAAUCUAACUUCAUUGAAAAAACUAUCUCUACACAAUUCUGAAUUGUAUGGUGAAUUUCCUGUUGGAGUAUUUCAUCUUCCAAACUUGGAAUAUCUGGAUUUGAGAUUUAAUCUAAAUCUCAAUGGUAGUUUUCCCGAGUUUCAAUCUAGUUCACUCACCAAGUUAGCACUUGAUCAGACAGGUUUCUCUGGUACACUGCCAGUAUCUAUUGGAAAGCUUAGUUCUUUAGUUAUUCUAACAAUUCCAGAUUGCCAUUUUUUUGGAUAUAUUCCUUCUUCACUUGGCAACCUCACACAACUCAUGGGGAUAUACCUUAGAAAUAACAAAUUUAGGGGCGACCCUUCUGCAUCCUUGGCGAAUCUUACAAAACUAAGUGUUUUGGAUAUUAGUCGCAAUGAAUUUACUAUUGAGACCUUCUCAUGGGUAGGUAAGCUCUCAUCAUUAAAUGUCUUGGACAUAUCCUCAGUCAAUAUUGGCAGUGACAUCUCAUUAUCUUUUGCAAAUCUCACCCAGCUACAAUUUUUAGGUGCAACCGAUUGCAAUAUAAAGGGUCAAAUUCUACCAUGGAUAAUGAAUCUUGCCAAUUUAGUUUACUUGAACCUAGCCUCUAAUUUUUUGCAUGGGAAGGUAGAGCUUGACACAUUUCUGAACCUCAAAAACCUAGGUUUUCUAGAUUUAUCAUAUAACAAACUGUCAUUGUAUAGUGGAAAAAGUUCAUCUCGUAUGGCUGAUUCUCUAAUUAAAUAUUUAGUACUGGAUUCAUGCAAUUUCGUUGAGAUUCCAACAUUUAUAAGAGAUCUGGCUAAUCUGGAAAUUCUUAGGUUGUCCAAUAACAAUAUAACAUCGAUACCCAAAUGGUUGUGGAAGAAAGAAAGUCUACACGGCUUAGCUGUUAACCACAAUUCAUUGAGAGGAGAAAUAUCCCCAUCCAUAUGCAAUCUCAAAUCACUCACACAACUUGAUUUAUCGUUCAACAACUUAAGCGGCAAUGUUCCUUCAUGUCUAGGGAACUUUAGCCAAUAUUUAGAAAGUCUGGAUCUAAAAGGGAAUAAAUUAUCUGGCCUCAUUCCUCAAACAUACAUGAUAGGAAAUUCCCUUCAACAGAUAGAUCUUAGCAACAACAAUCUGCAGGGUCAGUUGCCAAGGGCUUUGGUCAACAAUAGAAGGCUGGAAUUCUUUGAUGUUAGUUAUAACAAUAUCAAUGAUUCAUUUCCAUUCUGGAUGGGAGAGUUACCCGAGUUGAAGGUAUUGUCUUUAACUAACAAUGAAUUCCAUGGAGACAUUAGGUGCUCUGGCAACAUGACAUGCACAUUUUCCAAACUUCACAUCAUUGACCUUUCUCACAAUGACUUCUCUGGCAGUUUUCCAACAGAAAUGAUCCAAAGUUGGAAAGCAAUGAAUACUUCCAACGCAAGUCAAUUACAGUACGAGUCUUACUUCAGAUCGAACUAUGAAGGACAAUAUCACACGUUAGAAGAAAAGUUUUAUUCUUUCACAAUGUCAAACAAAGGACUGGCCAGGGUUUAUGAGAAGCUUCAAAAAUUUUACAGCUUGAUAGCCAUUGAUAUUUCAAGCAACAAAAUCAGCGGAGAGAUACCACAAAUGAUAGGCGAGUUAAAGGGUCUUGUUUUGCUAAACUUGUCAAAUAAUAUGCUUAUUGGCAGCAUUCCAUCUUCCUUAGGGAAGCUUUCAAACCUUGAAGCACUAGAUCUUUCUCUCAACAGUCUUUCAGGGAAAAUUCCUCAACAGUUGGCUGAAAUCACCUUUUUGGAGUUCUUAAAUGUGUCAUUUAACAAUCUCACAGGUCCUAUACCACAAAAUAAUCAGUUUUCUACAUUCAAAGGUGAUUCAUUUGAGGGUAAUCAAGGUCUGUGUGGGGAUCAGUUGUUAAAGAAGUGUAUAGAUCAUGCAGGGCCUUCUACCUCCGAUGAUGAUGACGACUCAGAGUCUUUCUUUGAAUUAUACUGGACAGUUGUUCUGAUUGGAUAUGGCGGUGGACUUGUUGCUGGAGUUUCAUUGGGAAGCACUUUCUUUCCAGAGGUAUUUGAAUGGCUUAAAAGGAUCUUUUGA